Messenger RNA from Zalophus californianus (California sea lion), 2990 nucleotides. RefSeq names its product vezatin, adherens junctions transmembrane protein (gene VEZT). Lineage: Eukaryota; Metazoa; Chordata; Mammalia; Carnivora; Otariidae. The coding region runs from base 130 to 1995 and encodes 621 amino acids. Gene Ontology annotation, molecular function: myosin binding. The record is from RefSeq and is a predicted model, not a curated record. Gene Ontology annotation, cellular component: plasma membrane. The transcript is spliced from 12 exons. Gene Ontology annotation, biological process: cell-cell adhesion.
GGCUGCGAGGCAAUCUGGGAAUUGUAGUUUUCUGGACAGAAGCGACGGUCCGUAGCAGACGCCGAGGUGCCGCCUGUUCUCCCGCCUUCAUUUCCCAUCGUGCUGAGGCGGGUGGCAUGGCGGAGAAGGAUGACACCGGAGUUUGACGAAGAGGUGGUUUUUGAGAAUUCUCCACUUUACCAGUACUUACAGGAUCUGGGACACACAGACUUUGAAAUAUGCUCUUCUCUGUCACCAAAACCAGGAAAAAGCACAGUGACAGAGGGACAACAAAAGCCUCCUGCAAGAGCCCUGCCAAAACAAGGCAUCCUGUUAAAAGUGGCUGAAACCAUCAAAAGUUGGAUUUUUUCUCAGUACAAUAAGAAAGAUGACUUACUUCAGAAGUUGGAUAUUGGAUUCCGACUCGACUCACUACAUACCAUCCUGCAACAGGAAGUCCUGUUACAAGAGGAUGUGGAACUGAUUGAGCUACUUGAUCCCAGUAUCCUGUCUGCAGGGCAACCUCAACAACAGGAAAAUGGACACCUUCCAACACUUUGCUCCCUGGCAACCCCUAAUAUUUGGGAUGUCUCAGUGCUGUUUGCCUUCAUUAGUUUGCUCAUUAUGCUUCCCACUUGGUGGAUUGUAUCUUCCUGGCUGGUAUGGGGAGUGAUUCUAUUUAUUUUUUUGAUCGUAAAAGCUUUGAGAUUAUGGAGAACAGCCAAACUACAAGUAACUCUAAAAAAAUACAAUGUCCAUUUAGAAGAUACAGCAACAAAUAGCCGAGCUUUUACUAACCUUGUGAGAAAAGCUUUACGUCUCAUUCAAGAAACUGAAGUCAUUUCCAGAGGAUUUACACUUUUGCUUGACAGGGUCAGUGCUGCUUGCCCAUUUAAUAAAGCUGGACAGCAUCCCAGUCAGCAUCUCAUCGGUCUUCGGAAAGCUGUCUACAGAACUGUAAGAGCCAACUUUCAAGCAGCAAGGCUAGCUACCCUAUAUAUGCUGAAAAACUACCCCCUGAACUCUGAGAGUGACAAUAUAACCAACUACAUCUGUGUGGUGCCUUUUAAGGAGCUGGGCCUCGGACUUAGUGAAGAGCAAAUUUCAGAAGAAGAAGCACAUAACCUUACAGAUGGCUUCAGCCUCCCUGCUUUGAAGGUUUUGUUUCAACUCUGGGUGGCACAGAGUUCAGAGUUCUUCAGACGGUUAGCCCUAUUACUUUCUACAGCUAAUUCACCUCCUGGACCCUUACUUACUCCAGCACUUUUGCCUCAUCGUAUUUUAUGUGAUGUGACUCAAGGUCUACCUCAUGCUCAUUCUGCCUGCUUGGAAGAGCUUAAGCGCAGCUAUGAGUUUUAUCGGUAUUUUGAAACUCAGCACCAGUCAGUACCCCAGCGUUUAUCCAAAACUCAACAGAAGUCGAGAGAACUGAAUAACGUUCACACAGCAGUACGCAGCUUGCAGCUCCAUCUGAAAGCGUUACUGAAUGAGGUAAUAAUUCUUGAAGAUGAACUUGAAAAGCUUGUUUGUACUAAAGAAACACAAGAACUAGUAUCAGAAUCUUAUCAAAUCCUAGAACAGAAGUUGAAGUUGAUUCAGCCCCAUGUUCAGGCAAGCAACAAUUGCUGGGAAGAGGCCAUUUCUCAAGUGGACCAACUGCUCCGAAGAAACACAGAUAGAAAAGGCAAGCCUGAAAUAGUAUGUGAAAAUCCACGUUGUACUGUGAUACCUUUGAUGCAGCCUACUCUACACAUUGCAGACAAAGAUCCAAUCCCUGAGGAGCAGGAAUUAGAAGCUUAUGUAGAUGAUAUAGAUAUGGACAGUGAUUUCAGAAAGGAUGAUUUUUAUUACUUGUCUCAAGAAGACAGAGAGAGACAGAAGCGUGAGCAUGAAGAAUCCAAGAGGGUACUCCAAGAAUUAAAAUCUGUGCUGGGAUUUAAAGCAUCAGAGGCAGAAAGACAGAAGUGGAAGCAACUUCUAUUUAGUGAUCACGGGGUAAAGUCCGAAUGGAAUUAGAGAGGGAUAUUCUACACUGGAACCUGCUGUGGCCAUUUUUUUCUGUUGUUGCUGCUUCUCUAGUGGAGUUACUGCAGCUUAGGGAUCUGUUUCUUGGAAAUGGACUCCUUUUACAAAUUAUUUUUUAAAUAAACGCCAGAUCUUCAAGAAGCACUUUUUUUUCUUCCGUCAUGCUUCCUAAUAUAUUGUAUUGUACUAACCCCUCAUACUGGGAGGAGAGACUGCCUAGCAAGCAACCCACUGCCUACUAACAUCAAGAGGGGCUAAAUAAAACUUCAUUUUCCUUGAAAGGACAACUUCUGCCGUAUGGAUAUAAUAUUUAUGUAUUAUGCUUUGUACAAUAGUUGAUUUUGAAUACAGAUUUUAUUUUGUUUUCUAUUUUUCUGUGACAUUACAAAAUGUGUCAAAGUUAUGGCUUUACUUUCAUCAGGGUCUUGUUAGGUGGUUGGCAAGUAAGUUGAAUUGUGUGCAUUUUUUUUUCCAUGCUGUUUUAACUUGUAAAUAUAUAUGUGCUGAAGAGAUGAUUAUUAUCUGGAUGACUUUAGAUCUUUUAACUGACACAUUAUCGGUAAAAAUCAUGCUGCUUAUUCUUUCAUAAGAUGGUUCUCAAACUUUAGUGUGCAUCAGAGUCAAGUGUAGGGCUUGUCAACACAGCUGACCCCCCCCACUCACAGUAUCCCCUUCAGUAGGUCUGGGUGGAGCCCAAAAAUUUGCACUUCUAUCAAAUAACCUGGUGGUUACAACUGAUACUAUUGGUUUGGGGACCACACUUUGAGAACCACUGCUUUAAUAUUUUGAAUAAGAGAAUGCGUGAGGUGUUUUAAAAUCUUCAUCAAAACCCCAUCUCAUUUCAUUUCUUAGGCAUUCUAUCUCUUAUAAAGUUCUCUGGAUUUAUAAAUUUACAUAGAUUUUACUAGAAGGUUUUAUUUAACUUUUAUUUAUUCUUUAUAAGAAAAAACUACUGGAAGUUUAAAUUAAAGUUUAAAUCAAUGCUG